This is a messenger RNA of Gadus chalcogrammus (walleye pollock), 2796 nucleotides long. RefSeq names its product coiled-coil domain containing 47 (gene ccdc47). Gene Ontology annotation, molecular function: calcium ion binding. Lineage: Eukaryota; Metazoa; Chordata; Actinopteri; Gadiformes; Gadidae. The record is from RefSeq and is a predicted model, not a curated record. Gene Ontology annotation, biological process: endoplasmic reticulum calcium ion homeostasis. The transcript has 13 exons. Gene Ontology annotation, cellular component: endoplasmic reticulum. The coding region runs from base 120 to 1595 and encodes 491 amino acids.
GCCGCACUGCCUUGUGGGUAGAACGCUGUCAAGUAGCUGAACGGAGCGGGUUGACGGUCAGGCCACAGCAGUCUGCCGAUUCAUUCCUCAGUCCUAAAUACGUCUUGCCAGUUGCUACCAUGAGGGCUUUCCACCUCCUCCUGGUGCCUGUCCUGCUGCUGCUACUCGCCCUCCCGUACUCCAGGGGGCGCUACAACGACGACUUUGACGACGGCGAGGACAUCGCCGACUUUGACGACAACGACUUUGCCGAGUUCGAGGACAUGAACGAGGAUGGCGCCGCCGAGACGGAGACGGCCCCGCCCCCACGGGCAUCUCCAUCUUCAUCACUGCCCGAGGAAGAGGAGGACGAAGACGAGGCCACUGUGGAGCUGGAGGAAGAGCAGGACGGCUUUGAGGAGUCGGACAACAAUGAUCAAGAUAUGUACAGCAAGUACGAUCAGGAGGAGUUUGAGGGCAUCGGGGACAUGGACAAACCGGGCCAUUCCAUGAAGGACCCGCUUAUAAUCCACAAGGUUCCCGCCCACUUGCAGAACAGCUGGGAGAGCUACUACAUGGAGAUCCUCAUGGUGACCGGGCUACUGGCCUACAUCAUGAACUACAUCAUCGGCAAGAACAAGAACAGCCGGCUGGCCCAGACCUGGUUCAACUCUCACCGGGAGCUUCUGGAGAGCAACUUCUCCCUAGUGGGUGAUGAUGGGACCAGUAAAGACGCGGUCAGCACUGGGAAGCUGAACCAGGAGAACGAACACAUCUACAACCUGUGGUGCUCCGGCCGUGUGUGCUGCGAGGGCAUGCUCAUCCAGCUCAAGUUCCUGAAGAGGCAGGACCUUCUGAACGUGUUGGCCAGGAUGAUGAGGCCAGCCUGUGAUCAAGUGCAAAUUAAAGUCACGCUGAACGAUGACGACAUGGACACGUUUGUGUUCGCCGUGGGCACCAAGAAGGCCAUGGCGAAGAUGCAGAAGGACAUGCAGGACUUGAGUGAGUUCUGCAGCGAUAAGCCCAAAUCUGGAGCCAAGUAUGGCCUCCCAGAAUCCCUUGCCAUUCUCACCGAGAUGGGCGAGGUCACAGAUGGAGUGAUGGACAGCAAGAUGGUACAUUUUAUUACCAGCCAUGCUGACAAGAUUGAAUCCAUCCAUUUGUCGGACCAAUUUUCUGGUCCAAAAGUUAUGCAAGAGGAGGGACAGCCAUUAAAGCUGCCAGAAACCAAGAAGACUCUUCAGUUUACAUUCAAUGUGCCUGGCAUGGGCAACACCUCCCCCAAAGACAUGGACAGCCUGCUCCCUCUGAUGAACAUGGUGAUCUACAGCAUCGACAAGGUCAAGAAGCUCCGCCUCAACCGAGAGGGCAAGCAGAAGGCUGACCGGAACCGUGCGCGCGUGGAGGAGAACUUCCUGAAGCAGACCCACGCCCAGCGGCAGGAGGCCGCCCAGACCCGCCGGGAGGAGAAGAAGAGGGCAGAGAAGGAGAGGAUCAUGAGCGAGGAGGACCCCGAGAGACAGCGCCGCCUUGAGGAAGCCGCGCAGCGCCGCGAGCAGAAGAAGAUCGAGAAGAAGCAGAUGAAGAUGAAGCAGAUCAAAGUGAAAGCCAUGUGAGACAAGGACCACUACUGGGAUGAGAGGGAGGAGGAGAAGCUGGGGGGGGGGGGGGGUUACAAACACACCCAAUGCGCCCCAUGCCGUCCCUCUGCCUGCGCUCACUGCUGUACACACGGUCUCCAACCACGCAACACCCCCCCCCCCCAAAACACUCCAGACAUUCCCAGCACAAGGGUGUGUCGGCUAGGCUUUGUCUCCAUGGAAACAUGCUUCCUUGUGAGUGUGUCGGGCUGUGGGGGAACGGUGUUUUUGUGUCGAGGCUGACGGAGUAUCACAUCCGUUGCGGCAGAAUCACGGCAACUUUCAUACCCCCUCCUCCUCCUCCUCCUCCUCUUCCUCUUCCCUCUGGAACAAUCUUUCUCCGAAGUCCGCCAGCGACGUAGCUCAGUGAGCCUUUUAAAUUUGUACUUCCAACCGACACUAUGCGACGGCCAUCUUUUAAAUGUAAUAAAGAACACUGGUUGGCAUUUGAAUCGAUGAGAAUUUGGGAAUUAUCAAAACGAUUAUUCUUUUUUUAUUUAUUAAUAUUUUUGUCAUUGGUUUUUUCAUGGGCUGUGUCUGUCUCUGAUGGAAUGUGCGAACAAAUCGAAUAAAAUGCAUUGACGCUCAUUAACUGUUUCAUUUUGAGUUUGACCUUUUCCAAGAUUAGUCCAGACAUUAACUCUCAUUCCGAUGUUAACCUAAUUGGUAUUAAGUUUGUGUAGAUCAUUACUGAUUUCGACGUGUGCUAAUUUUAGCAGGCUAUCUUUAGACAUGGCUGCUGAUGAGGUUGAGUAGUCUACUAAAUUUAACCUGGAGCCGACAGUGUGUCACUAGGCUAGAUGUUUUUUUUAGGGUAUAUCAGCUGUAGAAGGGUCUUAAAAGUUAACUAACUUGUAAUUUGAAUCCCAAAAACAAGAGAUUGAGGUUUGAAUUAACGAAUUUAUGAAGCAUAAUGAAAAAUAUUGUUAAAUCAGGAAAUGUUAUAUCAAAGUAGUGGUAUUAUGUCUAAAUGAGUGUAAUGGCGCUGUGAUGCAUGGAAAGUGAUUCAACAAAAUGUACAUUAAUUACUGACAGCUAAAUGGCGCCCCCUUGUGGCAUAUUUCACCAUUGUUUCCGUUUACAUUCGUUUCGCGCGCUUGUGUGAUUGAAGGUAUCUGUACUAAUACAUGUGUACAAAAAGUAUAUUAUAAAUAAAAAUGUGUUUAAUAUAACAACG